CUUUCUGUGAGAAUGGCUUCUGUUCAGCUGUAUGUAGAUUUCGCCGAAUGCGUUAUUAACGAAAUCAUUUCUCGUCGCAGCGAUUACCAAAAAAUCGAAUAUAAACGCCAUUUCGCCGCAUUGAUAAUACAGAAAGUGUUUCGUGGUUAUUUAGUACGAAAAACUAUUAAACGAUGGAAUCAAGCUGCCACAACUAUACAACGAUGGUUUCGCGGCUGGCAGUUGCGGUGGCAUUUGCCGGAAAUAUUGAGACAAAAUUUGGAACUGUUGCGUUGGCGCUAUUAUGACCAAUGCGCAACGAAAAUUCAGGCACUUUGGCGUGGUUAUUGGGUACGAAAAAAAAUUGACAUCAAGGCUAUGAUCGCAAAAAGACGCGAGCUCCAAGCCAUGAAUGAACAGACAAUGCAAACGCUGCAAAACGCUUUUCGAGACCUUCGCGAACAGGAACGAAUGCGAGACUUUAUUAAAAAAAAAAUGAAAACAAUACGCGCUUUACAGAACAUGCAUCACAUUAUACGGACCAGGGAUGUUGAGGGAGUGUUCUCGUUACAUGGGACAGAUAAAUUUUCCGACAUUGAGAAACUCAUAAUUUUUUUAUCUAAGCAAAAGAUUUCUUCGGUACAGACGAGGAACUACAGCAAUGAUAGUAAGAAAGAAUGCGACGAUAACAGCGAUAGCGCACUGAAACUUGUUGGACUUUGCAAAUAAUCUUUUCCUCUGUGUAAACAAAAUUAACUCAGAAACAUUGUUUUGGGCCUACACCUUUUCUCUACAAUACCGAACAUUACCUGGUCCCAUAGUUUUUACGUAUAUUGCACAAAUAA
This is a messenger RNA of Agrilus planipennis (emerald ash borer), 824 nucleotides long. RefSeq names its product spermatogenesis-associated protein 17-like. Lineage: Eukaryota; Metazoa; Arthropoda; Insecta; Coleoptera; Buprestidae. Gene Ontology annotation, biological process: spindle organization; establishment of meiotic spindle localization; mitotic cell cycle. The transcript has a single exon. Gene Ontology annotation, cellular component: spindle pole. The record is from RefSeq and is a predicted model, not a curated record. The coding region runs from base 13 to 708 and encodes 231 amino acids. Gene Ontology annotation, molecular function: protein binding.